Malania oleifera is the source of this 1612-nucleotide messenger RNA. RefSeq names its product shewanella-like protein phosphatase 1. The record is from RefSeq and is a predicted model, not a curated record. The transcript is spliced from 9 exons. Bases 175 to 1302 code for a protein of 375 amino acids. Gene Ontology annotation, molecular function: hydrolase activity. Lineage: Eukaryota; Viridiplantae; Streptophyta; Magnoliopsida; Santalales; Ximeniaceae.
ACUAACAAACAGAUGAUAAAGAAAAGCUAGCAGAUACCGAACACUUGGCUGAGGGACUCUCUCUCUCUCUCUCUCUCUCUCUCUCUGCGACUCUCCUUGCUUGGGAAGUUCGAAGGCUAGAUAAAACUGAAAAGUGAAAACAGGAGAAGAGAAAGAUUGUCCUUCCGCAAGCAAAUGGCCUCGCUUUGUCUGCAUCCUUUACCACUCCCACCUUCUUCCCAAUCUCGCAGACUCCUCGAAACCUCUUCUUUUUCUUCUUCUUCUUCUUCUUCUUCAGUGCUUUUUAACAGUAGUAAUAACAACAGUGAUGCAGGCGGAGGGAGCUUAAAGACGAAGCCCAUUGUAGUCCGCGGAGACCCACCCACUUUCGUCUCUGCUCCCGGUCGCCGCAUCGUCGCCGUUGGGGAUUUACAUGGAGAUCUUGUUCAAGCAAGAUGUGCACUUGAGAUUGCUGGUGUCUUGAGUUCUGAUGGUCAGGACUUAUGGACUGGUGAAGAGACGGUGUUGAUUCAGCUUGGAGAUAUUCUUGACAGAGGGGAAGAUGAAAUUGCUAUUUUAUCCUUGUUGAGGUCAUUGGAUGUCCAGGCAAGAGCUCAAGGGGGGGCAGUUUUUCAGGUUAAUGGUAAUCAUGAGACUAUGAAUGUGGAAGGGGAUUUCAGAUAUGUUGAUUCUGGGGCAUUUGACGAGUGUAUGAACUUCCUGGAGUACUUGAAUGAUUAUGAAGAUGACUGGGAAGAAGCUUUGAUUGGUUGGGUUGGUGUAUCAGAACAGUGGAAAGAAGAUCGUAAAAUGUCUCAAAAUUAUUGGGGCUCAUGGAAUCUAGUCAAGAAGCAAAAGGGGUUCAGUGCAAGAUCAACCCUCCUAAGACCGGGGGGUCCAUUGGCAUGUGAGUUGGCACGACAUGCCGUUGUUCUUAAAGUCGAUGACUGGGUCUUCUGCCAUGGUGGCCUUCUUCCUCACCAUGUUGACUAUGGCAUAGAGAGGAUGAACAGGGAGGUAUCUCAAUGGAUGAAAGAUGACUAUGAGAUUGAUAGUAGCCUUCACAUCCCCUUCAUAGCCACCAGAGGCUAUGACAGUGUUGUUUGGAAUCGCUUAUUCUCAAGGGAUAUUUCAGAUUUGGAGGGCUACCAGAUUAAGCAGAUAGCUUCAAUUUUAGAGGAGACACUGCAGGCUGUGGGAGCAAAGGCAAUGGUAGUGGGGCAUACUCCACAAAUUGCAGGAGUAAAUUGUAAAUACAACUGUAGCAUAUGGCGUGUUGAUGUGGGGAUGUCCAGUGGAGUUCUUAAUUCAAGACCAGAGUGACUGGCACUUUUCUACUCUCGUUCUGCCCUACAACUUUGUAUCGGUCAUUUGCUGCCAUCUGCAGAAAAUGUAUAGUGAACAGCUAACAAGACCGGGUUGGUUUUUGUGGUGGUUCAUAGAUGAUUGGAAGAGAGGCAAAUCAAAAUCUGUUACCAAAACCAGAAAGCAUGAAUUGGUGAUUUUAUUGUGGGUCUUGCUUUAUUUUGAAUAUAAUUGUUCAUACUCAAGAUUGGAACAUUUCCAUCAAUUUGUCAAACACAGAGCUAGUUGGAUUUGAAUAAGAUCAAUAGCAUAUGUUAUUUAUUGCGAA